AUGCCCCCAGAAGCCUCUACUCCUCCUUCCGAUGCUUCAUCGUACUCCUCAUCUGCGAGUAGUGGUAGCAGCGGUGCUGGCAGCAGCAGCAGCAGCUCAUCUUCCGAGGAAGGCGAGGACAGUCAUGACGUGGCCCCUCGUGCGUUGUCGCGAAACGUGAAUUCUUCUGCGCCCUCCAAUAUUUCCACGCCGGGGACAGACAUUCGUCGAGUGCAGAUGAACCCUGGUCUGCAGUUUGAGAAGCCUGACAGCAGCUGGAUUGAGACGCCGCCCAGCGCUAGCUAUUCACUGCGUGGUGUUGUGGCGAACUAUGACGUCUAUCCAGAGGGGCGCUACCGUCUUAUUGAUUAUUUCCGUACAGCCAUGGAAAUGUUUCUCACACAGGUACGUCAGGAGUACAAGCAGCAGUAUAAUCAAGCUCAGAAGAACGGCAGAACGAUGACUCGGUUUACUUGGCGAAACAAGGGUGAGUUGGCCAUUUGUUUCGCGGUGUGCUGCGACAUGCUCAAGCUGAUGUAUGACCGCUUUCGCCCUGGGCCUGAGAGACCUACCUGGGAGGACGUUGUCGACCAGUUCAUUCGGCUUUUAAUGAACGAAUCGAGGAUACCAUCGACCAUUCUGACGCAGCAAACCUACAAUACAAAGUUUUUAGAUUGGCGAAAAGGGGGAACUCGAUAUCAAGGCGAACAACUGGCCUCCAAUGUGCGUUUCCCAUCUGCAGAAGAGCGCCGCGUGAAGAUUGAGACUUACCUCCGGUCAGGGGUGGGUUAUGCCAUCGAAUCAACAGCGGUGGAGGUGCCAGCGUUGAUGCGGUCGGUCACCGCAGCAGUUGUUGAAGAGUCGGCUAACUCUCAGAACACACGGAGCGGCGGCUCUGCUGUUGCCGCUGUUACUUCUGGCCACCCAAUUUCCCGAUUCACGGGCUUUCCACGCGGACAGGCCCCGGUGAAGAUGCCGGCGAAGACGCACAUGAAAGCACCCCCGCCUCUUGUUGCUGGAAAACAGGCUGUUGACAAGUAUCGACACCUGCAGUGGCUUGCGAGGCUGGAGCAGAUAACUGGUGUGUCUCGGAGUCUUGAGUUCCCUGAAGAGCGCUCUCACAUGAUUUUGGCGUUUGUCCGUUUUUGCGAGACGUCAGAGAUGCCUGAUCACUUUGUGACUAUCAUGAACAUCUUGGUCAGGUCCGUGGAAAAGAUCCAAGAUGGGUUUGAGCGAGGCGGAGGCAUGGUGGUGCUCCGUCGUUUCGUCGACACACUGGUGCGACUGAAGGAUACAGAGGGCUUGACAAAUCUUCUCGAACAAAUCCUGCAGAUGAAGCUUUCUGUCUGGAGUAACAGUAGCAGACAAUCCUGGCUGCGAGAUAUGCUUGGCAUCAGCGGAAAUGAUUUGACUUGGCUGCGAACGCUUGAUAUCAUCCCAGUGGAAAAGGGAAAUGCCUGGGUGGCCCUUGUGACAGCGUUGGAGCAGAGGUACAUUCUCGCUGAGCCGCGAGAAGAUGACACACGUCGUGUGACGAAGCGGGCACGACUGGAUGCAGACGAAGUGAUGCGCCUUUCACGGUCUGAUAAUGUUGGUGUUUCCAUGCAAAUACCAAGCAUCACCACUUCUCUUUGUGUGUCGUUGCCAGGUGAGUUCCGUGCACCACCACUGUCGUCAACUAUAGAGCAAGAUACUAUCUCUUUUUUAAACAAGAAGCUGCGGUUCUGCGAGGAGGCGCAGGCUUCGUGGCGUGAGGCCAUCCUCGGGGCGCUCAACGGCCGUUGCCCGGGACUGCCGAUCCCACUGUGGUACGACACGUACCAAUUGCUCGGUGUGGACCCUCUGUAA
This is a messenger RNA of Trypanosoma grayi, 1827 nucleotides long. RefSeq lists its product as hypothetical. NCBI's taxonomy places the organism in Eukaryota, Euglenozoa, Kinetoplastea, Trypanosomatida, Trypanosomatidae. The transcript has a single exon. Bases 1 to 1827 code for a protein of 608 amino acids. The record is from RefSeq and is a predicted model, not a curated record.